This is a messenger RNA of Xenopus tropicalis (tropical clawed frog), 7624 nucleotides long. It is a transcript of the gene atp11a, whose product is annotated as ATPase, class VI, type 11A. The transcript is spliced from 29 exons. Bases 467 to 4048 code for a protein of 1193 amino acids. Lineage: Eukaryota; Metazoa; Chordata; Amphibia; Anura; Pipidae. The record is from RefSeq and is a predicted model, not a curated record. Gene Ontology annotation, molecular function: nucleotide binding; ATPase-coupled intramembrane lipid carrier activity; magnesium ion binding. Gene Ontology annotation, cellular component: recycling endosome; membrane; plasma membrane. Gene Ontology annotation, biological process: positive regulation of myotube differentiation; lipid translocation; phospholipid transport.
AUGGGAGGGAUGUGAGUGGAGAGAGAAGCUGGGAGGGUGCGAAUGAUCAGAGAGAACAAGCGAGCAUCUAGUUGGAGAGCUACAGGAGGGGGCACACUGACUGCCUGUACUCGCACUGACAGAUUGACACUAAAAGGGACAAACACCAUUAUCGUGCCCAUGCCUGGAUACACCUGACGGGCUGAUCCAUGGAUAGACCGGGGAGAACGUAGAACUCGCCUCCUGUAGCACUUAUUAACCUUCCAGCCCCAUGUGUAGCUCUCUCAUCCAUUGUGAUCCGGAGAACAGAGAGCCGAUCCUUCCCUCAAGAAGAGUCGGGGACCCCUUUGACUGUGUCUCAGAGGGGGUUCAUGGGAAGAAGCUUCAGACGGAGAGUACUGAGCAUGGAUAUGGAAAGUAAGAAUUAGUGGGGGGAAGAGGCAGCGGAGAGAAGAAGGCAGAGGUGUGAGGGCAGCUGUCACUAGACAUGGAUUGCAGUGCGCUGAGAAGACUCAUCAACAGAUACUGUGCUGGAGAAGAGAACUGGGUAGACAAUAGAACUAUUUAUGUUGGCCACAAACAGCCCCCUCCAGGCACUGAGGCGUACAUUCCUCAGAGGUAUCCAGAUAACAGGAUAGUCUCCUCAAAGUACACUUUCUGGAACUUUGUACCGAAGAACUUGUUUGAACAAUUCAGAAGAAUAGCAAAUUUCUAUUUCCUUAUUAUUUUUCUUGUACAGCUUAUCAUUGAUACACCAACUAGUCCAGUAACCAGUGGUUUGCCACUCUUCUUUGUGAUCACUGUGACAGCAAUUAAACAGGGCUAUGAAGAUUGGCUGAGGCAUAAAGCUGACAAUGCAAUGAACCAGUACUCAGUCCAUGUUGUUCAGCAUGGGAAACUGGUCAGGACACAAAGCAGGAAAUUAAGGGUUGGAGACAUUGUAAUGGUAAGAGAAGAUGAGGCUUUUCCAUGUGAUUUGGUAUUUUUAUCAUCAAGCAGAGAGGAUGGAACAUGUUUUGUUACUACAGCUAGUUUAGAUGGAGAAUCCAGUCAUAAAACCUAUUAUGCUAUUAAUGAUACAAAAUCAUUUCACCAUGAAGAGGAAAUGGAGGGACUGCAUGCUACGAUAGAAUGUGAACAACCACAGCCAGACCUGUACAAGUUUGUUGGUCGGAUAAACAUUUACAAUGAAGCAGAUGAGCCAGUUGCAAGGCCUUUAGGAUCUGAAAAUCUGCUGCUUCGUGGUGCCACGUUAAAAAACACAGAGAAGAUAUUUGGUGUUGCAAUAUACACUGGCAUGGAAACCAAAAUGGCAUUGAAUUACCAGUCCAAAUCACAGAAAAGAUCUGCUGUUGAAAAGUCAAUGAAUGCAUUUCUUAUUGUGUAUCUGUGCAUUUUGAUCAGUAAAGCUUUAAUAAACACUGUGCUUAAGUAUAUAUGGCAGAGCGACUCUUCCCGCGAUGAGCCCUGGUACAACCAAAAAACUGAUUCAGAGCGACAAAAAAAUAAAUUCCUUGGAGCAUUUACAGACUUUUUAGCUUUCAUGGUCCUCUUCAACUACAUCAUUCCUGUGUCCAUGUAUGUCACAGUGGAAAUGCAGAAAUUUUUGGGGUCCUAUUUUAUCUCUUGGGAUGAAGAAAUGUUUGAUGAAACUACAGGAGAGGGUCCUAUUGUCAACACAUCUGACUUGAACGAAGAAUUGGGACAGGUUGAAUACAUAUUUACAGACAAGACUGGGACUUUAACUGAGAACAACAUGGAGUUUGUUGAAUGUUGCAUUGAAGGGCAUGUUUAUAUCCCACAUGUCAUCUGCAAUGGACAGAUCCUCCCUGACUGUAUGGGCAUCGACAUGAUUGAUUCCUCUCCUGGAGCUGGUGGCAAAGAGAGGGAAGAACUAUUUUUCCGUGCACUUUGCUUAUGCCACACCGUGCAGGUAAAGGAUGAAGAUCAUAUAGAUGGAGAGAAAAAAUCUAGUCACUCCGGAAGAUCCAGUGUAUAUAUUUCAUCUUCUCCUGAUGAAGUUGCACUUGUUGAAGGUGUUCAAAGGCUCGGCUAUACAUUUUUAAGGGUGAAAGAUAAUUACAUGGAAAUAUGUAACCGAGAAAAUGACAUUGAAAAGUUUGAACUGCUGCAGGUUCUGACGUUUGAUUCCGUGAGAAGACGGAUGAGUGUUAUAGUCAGAUCAUCCACAGGUGACAUCUACCUGUUCUGCAAAGGAGCAGACUCUUCCAUAUUCCCCAGGGUCAGAGAAGGCAAAGUGGACCAAAUUCGAGCCAGAGUUGAACGCAAUGCAGUGGAAGGGCUGAGAACUCUGUGUGUUGCUUACAAAAAAUUUUCUCAAGAUGAAUAUGAAUGGGCUAACAAACUGCUCAAGGACGCACAACUGGCACUUCAGGACAGAGAGAAGAAACUGGCAGAAGCAUACGAACAAAUAGAACAGGAUCUUAUUUUACUAGGUGCUACAGCAGUUGAAGACAGGCUUCAGGAGAAAGCUGCUGAUACAAUAGAAUCGCUCCAGAAAGCUGGCAUUAAAGUCUGGGUAUUGACAGGAGACAAAAUGGAGACCGCAUCUGCUACCUGUUAUGCCUGCAAACUCUUCAGAAGGAACACACAGCUGUUAGAGCUCACCACAAAGAGAAUAGAGGAGCAGAGUCUGCAUGAUGUUCUGUUUGAGCUCAGCAGGACAGUCCUAAGGCACAGUGAAAGCUUAACAAGAGACAAUUUCUCAGGGUUUUCAACAGAUUUUCAGGACUAUGGUUUAAUUAUUGAUGGGGCUACACUGUCAUUAAUAAUGAAACCCAGGGAAGAUGGGAGCUCUACAAACUACAGAGAGGUGUUCCUGGAAAUCUGCCGAAACUGCAGCGCAGUUCUCUGCUGUCGAAUGGCACCACUACAGAAAGCACAGAUUGUUAAAUUAAUCAAGUCUUCGAGGGAACAUCCAAUUACGCUGGCCGUUGGUGAUGGGGCUAAUGAUGUCAGCAUGAUUUUAGAAGCACAUGUGGGCAUAGGGGUAAUUGGAAAGGAGGGAAGACAAGCUGCCAGAAACAGUGACUAUGCAAUUCCUAAAUUUAAACAUUUAAAAAGGAUGCUGCUGAUCCAUGGACAUUAUUAUUAUGUUAGGAUUUCAGAACUUGUGCAAUAUUUCUUUUAUAAGAACGUCUGCUUUAUUUUCCCUCAGUUUUUAUACCAGUUCUUCUGUGGCUUCUCACAACAGCCUUUGUAUGAUACCGCAUACCUGACACUUUACAAUAUCAGCUUCACUUCCCUUCCCAUCCUCUUGUAUAGUCUGAUAGAGCAGCAUGUUAGUGUGGAUGUGCUGAAGCGAGAUCCUACUCUGUAUAGGGAUAUUGCCAAGAAUGCAUUACUUCGAUGGCGCUUGUUCAUUUAUUGGACAUUCCUGGGACUGUUUGACGCUGCAGUGUUUUUCUUUGGAGCGUACUUCCUGUAUGACAAUGCCACUGUUACCAGCAAUGGGCAGAUGCUGGGGAACUGGACCUUUGGGACACUGGUGUUUACCGUCCUUGUUUUUACAGUGACAUUUAAGCUUGCACUGGAUACACAUUACUGGACAUGGAUCAACCACUUUGUAAUAUGGGGAUCUCUCUUAUUCUACAUCAUCUUUUCACUGCUGUGGGGAGGAAUUAUCUGGCCAUUUCUCAAUUAUCAGAGGAUGUAUUAUGUAUUUAUACAAAUGCUGUCAAGUGGUCCAGCUUGGCUGGGAAUUGUUCUCCUCAUUAUUGUCAGCCUUCUCCCUGAUGUCCUCAGGAAAGUAAUAUGCAGGCAGCUAUGGCCCACAGCAACAGAAAGGAUCCAGGAUGCUUCCAUGAGGUCCAAGGAGGUUUCUGAGUUUACCCCCCUUGCCACAAUGCAAAGCCCAACCUACCAAAGCAACGAGUUCAACACUGCUACACCCAGCAGGUCUAAUUCUCUUUCUAAAAAAGUGAUGCUCACUCACUGGCAAAACAAAGAUUCUUUAAAAUUCCCAUACCUUUUUGGCUAUUCCAACACAAGCUAUAAUUCCAACGCAGGCUCUAACCUCUGCAGGUCAGGGCUGGAAACAUCUGUGUGACAGAUCACCACUGCAAGCCUUUAGAACUCUAUUUUUUAAGUGUAUUUGAAUAAGUUGAGGAUGCAACAAAUCGAUUGUGUAAUAGAACUUCUGCCUCUUGGACUCAGCUGCCUGACUUUGAGAGAGGAUUCGACUCUCUUGGCCUUGGGGGCUCUAAUUUCUAUUUUUAAGCACUGCAGCAAAGAACAAUCUCCACAGUCUGGUACUGUGGGACUGAUAGCACUAUAGAUUCUCUAUUUCCUGCCCAGAGAUUUUAUGGGUUGAUUAGUCAUGUCUGCUUUAGUUUAUUUGUUUUUUUAAUAAUUCUAUAUUGUCUUUGUGAUUGAUUUGUAUGUCUAAGUUAACAGGCUGAUAUCAGAGAGGAGUGCACAACUCAUCUAACUAAAGCUCAUACUUUCUUUUUUUUUCUCUCUUUUUCUGUCGGUCACCAAAGAAGCUGGUGUUGCGUUUGUGCUCAUUUUUUUUCCAGAAAUACUGGCUAGCAGUCAUUUCAUUGUAAGUUGCCAAAUGGGUUUAUUUUGUACUUCUCGUACCCCCCAUAGUUAAGAUAGUUCUAGACUUGUGCAUGUGUUGCGUGUCUUAUAUGUGUCUUGCAGCCCAUGUAUUGUCAGCAGCUCUUUUCCACAAGAACCUUUCAGAACUGAAGGUAAUGGUCCUCAGUAUUUAAAGGUGCAUUAUGGAAUAGAUCCAAGUAGUAACAGCAGACCCAUGUGAUGUCCUUACAUGUUUAAAUAUGUAUACGUUUUAGCUGUCAGGUUUCUUUCGCAUAUUUAUUAGAGAAAGACUGUUACAAAACAAAACAUUUCACAACGAUGCUGGGCAUUAGGAGCUGCUGAUUUUAGUGUGUAGGAAGGUGGGUUUUUUCCAAUGAGAUCAGAAUCCUAGGUCUGCAGUCCAGUUCUUGGACCUAUUGUUGAUGCUAAUGUGUAGUAGUCCUCUGGAAUAUUUUAGGGCUCCCAUCUUUGGAUGACAUUUUUGCUGUGGGGGUUCUUUUGUAUUCCUUUCUCUAAUUUCUCACAGUUCUUUUGUAUAUACAGACGCUACUAAGAAUACUUCUAGUUUAGCAUUUUCAGAGAAGUGGAGUAAAUGCACCUAUUCAAAUGCACGUUAGAGGAAUUCUAGAAUUUACAGACCUGCAUUUAACAUAGGACUUUCCUAAAUGCUAACAUGCUUCCAUCACUAGGGACAAAUAUUAGUUAAACAAGAAAGCACAACUUACAACUUGCUGCCAGUGAAUGUUGCCUCUUUAUUUUUAGGUACCAUGAAUUAGUGAUUGAUAGUUUUGCCCUCUGCUAGAAUACUAGCUUUUUUUAAAUUUAGAAUAUGUUUAGCUCCUGAGCAGGGGUUGUUAGAUUUUUUGCUCAGGGUCCCAUUUAGCUCAUAACAAGGUUGUAGCAACCAUUCAGCAAUUGUUUUAAGAAAAUCUAAGACAGCAUAAAGUUUUUACAAGAGAUCUCACCUUAACUGACCCUCUACGGGCCGUGUGGGAGUGAUGAGAUGACAAGGCACAGGAUCAUCUACAGUACUCGAAGGCCCGGACUACAGGUAGGUAGAUAGAAGUACUGCUUGCCUAGCGCCCCCCAGCUAUGGCACCUAGGCACGUACCUCUUCUGCCUUUUCUGCCUACCUCUAGUUCCAGCCCUGUUCACUACAUAUUACCCAUACAACUUUACAGACUUUACAACUUUACAAACUUAAUAUCUAAAAAUUACUCAUGUUCACCUUUGUUUACUAUCUACCCAAAGGAAAAAGAACAUUUUAUGGUGAAGUGGCUCUUUAAGGAAUAAGAGAUUUAAUAAUAUAGGUUUUAAUUAUUAGUAGUUACAGAACCAUUUUCACAUACACAUAUAAAAUAAAACUGUAAACCUCAUAUGGCUUAUUAACUGAUCUAUGGUUCGUGCCUAACCAUUGCACCCUAGGCAUUUGACUCUCCUGCCUGCCACUAGUUCCAGCCCUGAAUACGAGUAAUUACAUUAAAAUGAAUGUGUUGCCCAUUGAGAAUAUUUAUGACAAGGUACAAUGCAAAUUGUACAAUGUACAAUGCAGGUAUUUCUUACCUGACAUGAACACAAUAUUUAUCUCAUUACAACGCAGGUCAUUCUAACAGUGAUAAAAUUAGACAGCCUAAACUAGGCAGCCUAUUUGUACUAACACUUUGCACUAGAAUAUUUUUAUAAUAGAAUGUCCUAUAUUUAUUAUAGUAUUAAGAAUUAAUAUUUACUUAUGGUGAUAACAUAUCAGUAUCAAUUAAAGGUGGCCAUGCACGCACCGAGCAUAUCAAACAAAGUUACAACUAAUAUUGGUAAAAGCCUUGGAUAUCGGAUGUCUCGUCAAUUGGGCAGGAUCCGGUGCCUUUGAAGGCACAAAUAGAACUACUUAACAAUCUUACAUUCAAUUUAAAAAAAAAAGUAGCUCAUCCUUGUUCCCGCUCUUCCUCUGUCUAUAUAUACAUAUAUAAAAUUGUUAUUUUUCUUAAUAUUUUUCUAAUCAUAUUUUGAAGCCUAUUUGAAAAUUGGUAUUAGGCACAAGAUAUAUUCCACGGCUUUUCUUUGCAGGUUAAUUAAUAGGGUACAGUGUAGGAUACGCACUGGUGUACUGGUGUAUAGCCUUAAAGGAGAGCUGAAGCUUACCAAAGAAGUAUAUUACAUUUUGGGAUUCUUGCUAAGCACACUGAACAUGUGCAGAGUCACUGACAAUCCUAACAAAAUCCAAGCUGGUGACUUACUGUGGCCUGAAAUAUUACUGUUAGGCUGGUGCAUUAGUUCAGUAUAUAAAAUAUGGCCUGUCUACCUAUAUUUGUACAGGUAUGGGAUCUGUUAUCCAGAAACCUGUUAUGCAUAUCUUCUGAAUUAUAGGAAGGCCAUCUACCAAUGACUCCAUUAUAAGCAAAUAAUGCUAAUUUUUAAAAAUAAAUUUUUAUUUCUCUGUAAUAAUAAAACAGUAGCUUGUAGUUGAGCCAAAGCAAGAUAUAAUUAGUCCUUAUUGGAGUCACAAGAUUCCUAUUGGGUUUACUUAAUGUUUAAAUGAUUUAACUUAGACUUAAGGCAUGAAAGACAUGAACAUGACAUGAAAAAAAGACAUGAAACUUACAGAAAGACCCCUUUUCCAGAAAUCCCCAGGUUCUGAACAUUCUGGAUAACAGAUUCCAUAUCUGCAUCUAUAUGCUUUAUGUCUCAUUUAAGAAGACUAAGUUCUAAAUUGAAAUGAUAGUCUUUACUUAUUGUGAGUUUUGCGGGUCUAUAAAUACAAGCCAGAAGCCGGGUCGGGUAGGGUUCGGGUUGGGAGUGGGCAGGUUAGGGUGGGGUGCUUCAUCACUACUGGAAACAAUGUAUACAUCUGCAGGUGACAAAUUGACCUAAACCCAAAAAGAUUCUAAGUUAUUUACCAUUUAUUGGAUAUCUCUAAUAUAAACCCAUUGGGACAUGAAUGUAAUUCAGAUAUUUCUGUUAAUGUUAACUUGCCAGAUAACUCUUAGAGGCCUAUUUAUAAAAAUUCAAAUUUGUGGAUUGUUGAUUUUUUUUUAACAUAAAUGUAUGCUUAUUUAUUAAAAAAAAAACUUGAGCUUUGAAAACUUGA